UAUUAUCCAGAAUCAGGAACAGGGCUACCUGUAGCUGCGCGGUGUAGAGUGUAGUCGUGUGGUGUGAACUUAAAAAUAGUAUCCGACAUUCACGUAUCGUCUCCGCAGUGGACGGACAUUAAUACAGAUAGUCUUAGGACGGGGAUGUUACGACGUUCGUUCAGAAAUUCCAGCAAACUUAUUCUCGUUUCUAGUUGCUGUGGCUAGUAAUAGUACCUUUGGAAUGUUAAAAUUUUGAGUAAAAAUAAAGAGACUUUUUCCUGUGCAAUUUUCUUGUUCCAUACACCAAUCUGUUUCACUGACUUGCUCUAUUGAGUGUACAAAGUGUUUAGUGUGUGUUUGUCUGCAGGAGUGUAGUGGCGAUGUCUGAGCCAGUUCUGCUGUAUGUGUACGACCUGUCCCGAGGUCUUGCCUCUCUGCUGUCUCCUGCCAUCCUCGGCCAACAGAUUGAUGCAGUGUGGCACACAGCAGUGGUGGUGUUCGGAAAAGAAUACUUCUUUGGAGCCGGAGGGAUAAGCAGUUGCAAACCGGGCACCACCGGCCUGGGCUCCCCGCUUCGCAUCGACACGCUGGGCACCACGGCGGUGCCUCGCGACCUGUUCCUCGACUACCUACGUGGGCUGGCUGUCUCGUCUUACGCCGGCAACACCUACAACCUGAUCUCGCACAACUGCAACAACUUCUCCGAGGAGAUCGCCCAGUUCUUGUGCGGCGCGCACAUCCCCGCAGAGAUCCUGGAGCUGCCGGAGCGAGCGCUGCCGCCCGCCCUGCGCGCCGCCCUGCCCGCCCUGCUGGACCGGCUGCUGCCCGCGCAGCCUAAUACUGAGCCGAACGCAGCUCGGUCCAGCCGCGAAGACAGUCCCGACUAUGAGUUACUCAACGACCAGAUUGAGGAGGCCAGGGCAUGCGGGCAGCAGUUGAAGGCAAAGCGGCGUACAUUAGCUGAAAAAUUGGCGCGGAGGCAGCGCAGACGCGAUAAGAAGAACCCACAUCUAGAAGUGAUAAUGGCUGAAGCGGAGGCGUCGGCGGGCCCCAGCGCGGCCAAGGACGUGGAGCCCGAGGAGCGCCGCCCCGCCUUCCCGCCCAUCGUCUACAAGGACAUCGAUGCUCUAGCGGAGUACGACAAGCUGAUGUCGACCCUGUCCGGCACGACGCUGUCGGGCGAGGAGACGGAGGCUCUCGAGGAGUUGCGCCUGUACCUGCAGGGCGAGGGCAGCUGGGUGCUGGGCGACCACUUCUUGACUACCAUCGGUCGAGUAGUAGACCUAGGCGGCGACGCGCGCACCACCGCGCUCCGAGUCCUGUCCGGGGCGGCUCUGAGAGACGACGUGUCUCUACUCCUGCAUCAGGACCGGCGCGGCCACGUGUUGGCGGACUUGGCGUACAGCCUGGAUAGACUACCGGUGGAGGACCAACAGGCUAUUGCCACUUUUAUGUGCAAUUUGUUCGAGAACGUGUCGUCGUCGGAGUGGCUGCUGUACAUCUCCGAGUGGGAGAGCCGCCACGGACCGCUGUCCAACAUCCGGGUUACUACCAAGGUGGCAGUCCACGCGUUGCUGAGUGAAGACGAGCAGCUGAAGGACGUCGGUACAGCCCUCAUGUACAACAUCGCACUCAAGGAGGUCAAGACUGUGAUGUUCGACGACGUGGCCGUCGAGCUGGCCAUGGCUCUAGUCCAGUUCGUGGGCUCAGCCCCGCGCGAGGAGCACCUGUACCGGGCGUGGCGCGCGCUGGCGGCGCUGGCGGCGCGCUCGCGGGACGUGCCGCGCCUGCUGGCCGUCAUGCAGCUCGCGCCCGACGCCUUCAGAGGGACAAGUCCGCGCGUGGACGAGCAAAUCGACAUACUAAUGAAAGUCAACUGAGCACUUAGUUCUAUCAACAUAGUAUAGUUGGGUCUUUCUGACUGACUUAGGUAUAGCAUAAAUUUAACUGUUGUCAUGUCACCCACCACAGGCUAAAAUAUUUACAUAGUGCUGCA
Molecule: messenger RNA, 1978 nt
Organism: Plutella xylostella (diamondback moth)
Lineage: Eukaryota; Metazoa; Arthropoda; Insecta; Lepidoptera; Plutellidae
Biological process (GO): protein modification by small protein removal
Molecular function (GO): peptidase activity
Source: RefSeq, a predicted model, not a curated record